GCGCGAGCUCGCCUGCCCCCGAGUUCCAGCAGUCCGCGAGCUGCCGUCGGCUCCGCGCGGGGGGGCGGGCUGGGCACCCCGGGGCGCGGAGAAGCGCUCUUUGCUUCUCUCCUUUUCCCCCACGCCGCACUCCUGGGCACCCUCAAACCAGUCCACGCUUCUUCCCUCUCCCUCCUUUCUCGCUCCCUGCCAACUUUUGGUCCCUCCCCCGCCCCUCUCCCGUUAUUCGUCGUGGCUCCAGUCCGGCUGCGCCGCUCCGAAGGUUCCGCCGGACCUCCCAGCCUGCAACUCGGACCAUUACAGGAUCCAGAAACAUGUCGACCACACUUCUGCCCGCCUUCUACGAUAUCGACUUCUUGUGCAAGACGGAGAAAUCCCUGGCCAACCUCAAUCUGAACAACAUGCUGGACAAGAAGGCGGUGGGAACGCCCGUGGCCGCCGCCCCCAGCUCGGGCUUUACGCCGGGCUUCCUCCGACGGCACUCGGCCAGCAACCUGCACGCGCUCGCCCACCCCGCGCCUAACCCCGGCAGCUGCUCGCCCAAGUUCCCGGGCGCGCCUAACGGCAGCAGCUGCGGCAGCGGGGUGGCGGGAAGCCCGGCCUCCUACGGCACCCUCAAGGAGCCGUCGGGGGGCGGCGGCACAGCCCUGCUCAACAAGGAGAACAAAUUCCGGGACCGCUCGUUCAGCGAGAACGGCGAACGCAGCCAGCACCUUCUGCACCUGCAGCAGCAGCAGAAGGGGGGCGGCGGCUCCCAGAUCAAUUCUACUCGCUACAAAACUGAGCUGUGCCGGCCCUUCGAGGAGAGUGGCACGUGCAAGUACGGCGAGAAGUGCCAGUUCGCACACGGCUUUCCACGAGCUGCGCAGCCUGACCCGCACCCCAAGUACAAGACGGAGCUGUGCCGCACCUUCCACACCAUUGGCUUCUGGCCCCCUAAUGGGCCCGCGCUUGCCAUUUUCAUCCCACAAACGCGGGAUGAGCGGGAGGCCCGCGCCCAUCGGGGGGGCACCUCUGGGGGACUUUGCGCACCCUUUCAGUGCGGCCGAACCGGGUGCCCCUUGGCUUUCCCUCGGGAGCCG
Molecule: messenger RNA, 1082 nt
Organism: Myotis lucifugus (little brown bat)
Lineage: Eukaryota; Metazoa; Chordata; Mammalia; Chiroptera; Vespertilionidae
Gene: ZFP36L2
Product: ZFP36 ring finger protein like 2
Exons: 2
Molecular function (GO): mRNA binding; metal ion binding
Source: RefSeq, a predicted model, not a curated record